CGCAAUCGUAGCUCUUCAAUUGAACGACACGAUUUCUUCACGAUGCGUCUCUUCGGCGAUCUGAUAUUCGCCCUCCUCUUGGCGCCAUGCCUCGCCGCCAAAAAGGCCGCCACGGACCGAUUCCCCGACUUCCACGCCAAGUCGCUGGCGUCGUCACCAUUGAAGCUCACUGAUGCGAGCUAUGGCCGAUUGACUAAGGCACCGCGGGAUUACUCCGUCGCAGUCCUCUUGACGGCUCUGGAGCCAAGAUUUGGAUGCGUGAUGUGCAACGAAUUCCAGCCGGAAUGGGAACUUCUGGGCAAGAGCUGGACCAAGGGCGACAAGAAGGGCGAGUCUCGUCUGAUAUAUGGCACACUGGACUUUGCCGAUGGCAAAGACACUUUCCAAUCUCUUGGGCUUCAAACUGCCCCAGUAUUGUUAUUCUUCCGACCCACCACUGGCCCUCUUGCUGUUGCAGGCAACGCACCUAUCAAAUAUGACUUCACUGGCGGACACCAAACCGCCGAGCAAAUCCACGCCUGGGUCAGCCGACAAAUACCGGAUGGCCCUCACCCUGCGAUAAGCCGCCCUAUCAACUGGGUACGCAUUAUCGCAGUGUCAACGACUGUUCUCGCAACGAUCACAUUCCUGGGCGUUGCGUGGCCGUACCUGUUGCCUAUCAUUCAGAACCGCAACUUGUGGGCGGCUAUCAGCUUGAUUGCCAUUCUCCUCUUCACGAGCGGACAUAUGUUUAAUCACAUUAGAAAGGUGCCUUAUGUCGUCGGUGAUGGACAUGGUGGCGUCAGUUAUUUCGCAGGAGGCUUCUCCAACCAGUAUGGUCUCGAGACUCAAAUAGUUGCAGCCAUGUAUGGCCUUCUAUCCUUUGCUACCAUCUCGCUGGCCCUCAAGGUUCCCCGCAUAUCGGACCCGAGGACUCAGCAAGUUGCUGUGAUUGUGUGGUGCGGUAUUAUCUUCGUCAUGUACAGCUUUUUACUGAGCGUUUUCCGCAUCAAGAAUGGUGGAUACCCAUUCUGGCUUCCACCUUUCUCAUAGACGUACAAUAUUCUAGAUACGUCGUGAUGACAAGAUGAGAGAAAACAAUGGCUUCGUGGUGUGGGGUGGCUGAAGAAGUCGAAGACUGUGGCGUUGUAAGAAUUACUGGGUUUCCAAAAAAUGAGACUUAGAAUGUAUAGAACGGGCAAUGUAUGCCUUUAUGUAUUUGACCAAUUGCUC
Molecule: messenger RNA, 1212 nt
Organism: Pseudogymnoascus verrucosus
Lineage: Eukaryota; Fungi; Ascomycota; Leotiomycetes; Thelebolales; Thelebolaceae
Gene: OST3
Product: oligosaccharyl transferase subunit ost3/OST6
Exons: 4
Coding region: 43-1032 (329 amino acids)
Cellular component (GO): oligosaccharyltransferase complex
Source: RefSeq, a predicted model, not a curated record